Culex pipiens pallens (northern house mosquito) is the source of this 7476-nucleotide messenger RNA. RefSeq lists its product as uncharacterized. NCBI's taxonomy places the organism in Eukaryota, Metazoa, Arthropoda, Insecta, Diptera, Culicidae. The transcript has a single exon. Gene Ontology annotation, biological process: DNA integration. Gene Ontology annotation, molecular function: nucleic acid binding. The record is from RefSeq and is a predicted model, not a curated record. The coding region runs from base 418 to 7155 and encodes 2245 amino acids.
AACGCGACCCAGCAAAAAGACUAUAGUAAGAAUGUCACGCUGACACCGUAGGUAGAGAUAGAGACAAAACAAGAAUUUACAUUAUCAUUCCUCAAUCAGAUACUGGAAGGAAAUUACUGAUUGAAUUUGCGGUAACUUAAAAUUAUAUUAUUUGAAGCUUAAUUUAACUUAUUUUGUAUUUAGAUUUAAGCGAUUUGAUUAUCAGCUCCAUCCGUCGUCUGCUGACGAAUUUACUCUGUUUGCGACAGAUUUGAACUAGGAGACUAAAUGUGAGUAGAAAAUUGAAUUCUGUUGGGCAAAACAUUAAUUGGACUAAAUACACCUUUUAGCUUCGAGCUACACUGCUUAAAAAAGCGUUUGCUAAAGAUCCUCCGAAAACUUAUUUGUCGUCGCGAACAGAAACUCGAAGAUUUAUUUAUGAUGGCCUCUAAUCCCCGUAAGUCGUUCGUUCGCCAGACCCGCUCGAUGACGCGCGCGGCUCAAGAAGCAGCUAACCUCCAAAUUGGAGACGCUCGAGAUGAUGCAGCGAAACCGUUCGAGCCGUCUGUCGUCGAACCGGAGCGAGGGGAUGAGCAGGAUUGCGCUGGAUGUACCAGGCCGAACAACGCCGAGCUGUACAUGGUGCGGUGUGAAAAGUGCGAGCUGUACUUCCACUUCUCGUGCGCGAACGUCACCACCGCAACCGUCAAUCAGCCACCGUUUGUGUGCCGUACUUGCGUGCCCUUUCGGCCAAGAUCUGCCCGUUCAUCGGGCUCCCAUGUGAGCAGUACUCGUUCGGCACGAAUUGCCCUAGAACUGCAGCAGAUGGAGGAACAGUUCCGGAUCCAGGAAGCGCUCACGAAGGAACGACUCGCGCAGUUGGAGCGACAAUACCUGUACAGCUCGAAGAAGUACGCGCUUCUUCGGGAACAGGAAGAAGAAGAUGGGGGACGUAGUGUCCGUAGCAGAGACAGCCGCGCUUCGACGAGCAGGGUUGAGAAGUGGAUCAAUGCUCAGGCUGAGACCGGCAACACCGGUCCAGGCGUCAACAAGGAGACGACCGAGUCUGACGAUCACGUCCAGCCACUGAGUGAGGACAAGGCCGAUAGUCUGCACGUGAAGUUCACGUCUACUCCGCUCGCUUCGCCAAAUGCUUCGUUCAACGAAUCGCCGUACGUUUCCCUCUCCAUUUCCUCCCUAUUGCCGGACAGUCUCGAGGAAAGCAGCGAAAAGUCGAUCCCUGAGGGACCCAAGGACCCCGGGCAGACCGCGGCUGAAAUUCCACCCAGCGAGGUUCCAGAACCACCUACCACCAUGGAAAGCAUCCUCAAACUGCUGCAAAUCUCACUGGGGAAGCCGCAGAACACCGGUGCUAUCCCGAAGAUCCUCAAAGUCACCUCGACCGCUUUCGAGGAGUGGCGAAACAGCAUGCAGCGGAAGGAUCUCGACCCGAUUCCAGAAGAGCUAAGCGAAGAGACGAAGAAAAACGAGCAAAAUUUGCUUGUGCUCCUUCAGCAGCUCGAGGAUCAGCGCGCCGAGGACCAGCAAUUGCAGCGCCAGCGGGAAGAGCAGCUCAAACGCAAGCUGCAGCAGCAAGAACGUGAGCAAGCGAAGCAGAAGCAAGAACUGCAGCGUCGACUUCAGCAGGUGGAAGCAGAGCAGAAGGAAGAAAUGCAGCGUUUACUGCAGCAGCAACAACGCGAGCUGGCCGAGCAGAAGCGGGAGCUGAAACAGCGCCUCAAGGAGCAGAAGCAACAGCAAGCCAAGCAGCAAGAAGAGCUUGACCGUUUGCGAGAGCUCGAGAGGCUGCAAAAGCUGGCAGAAUCUCGGGACAAGAACCACUCGUCGGCGGCGGGCCGCAACGGCACGGUCGAAAACAACAAAAGCCGAUCAACAGAAAGCAUCCGAUCAGGAUCAGGAACAGCAUCUGUACCACGCGUUGACGAUGUCCUGCCACCUCCAUCUAACGAGCGAUCCCGCGCCUCUGCAAACUUUGGCAGUUCUUCCGUAAGGAGCUCUCGAUCUUCAUCAUCAAGGUCGUCUACUUUGACAACACCGUCGGUCGUACCUUACGUUGAGUCAUUCCCCUCUCUCGUGCCGCCGCUGCCAGCACCGCCUCCGUACCAAGGACCAACUUCGCAGCAGAUUGCUGCACGUCAGGUGGUGAACAAGGAGCUCCCAGUUUUCACAGGGAAUCCUGUUGACUGGCCGAUCUUUAUCAGCAGUUAUAACCACUCUACGCUGACGUGCGGAUACACCGACAACGAGAACCUGUUGCGACUGCAGCGUGCGAUCCAGGGGAGGGCGAGAGAAGAAGUGAGCAGCCUGCUCCUCAAUCCGUCGACGAUACCGCAAUUGCUGACCUCUCUGAAGCUGCUGUACGGACGACCGGAGCAGAUCGUUCACACGAUGAUCGAGAAAGUACGCGCGACCCCCGCGCCGAGAGCGGACAAGCUGGAGUCUCUCGUCUCGUUCGGUCUGGUGGUCCACAAUCUCUGUGGGCACUUGAAGGCUAUUGGCAUGGAGAAGCACCUGUCGAACCCCAUUUUGCUGCACGAGCUCGUUGCCAAGUUGCCUUCCAACGUAAUGUUCAACUGGGCACUCUACCAGGAGCAACUGCCAGAAGUGGACCUCAACGUGUUCGGCGACUACAUGUCGAAAAUAGCGACCGCUACCAGCGGCGUGACAUUGUUCGCUGCGAAGGCUGCCAAGGACGAUUUCCGGCCCAAGAAGGAGAAGGCGGCGUACGUCAACACGCACUCGACUGCCGAGCAAGGUCGGCGCAAGGGUGACGACGAGAUCAAGGAGAAGCCGACGGACCGUCCGUCUUCGAACAUCAAGGUGUGCCCGAUGUGCGACAACAGCGGCCAUUUGGCGGCCAACUGCUCGAAGUUCAGCAAACUUUGUCUCGACGACCGUUGGAAGCUGGUCAAGGAGAAAAGACUUUGUCGUCGCUGUCUGGUUGCCCACUCGCGCUGGCCGUGCAAAAGCGAUCCCUGCGGAGUCCAAGGUUGCCAGAAGAAGCAUCAUCCGCUGCUCCACUACGAACAAGCACCCACGGAAGCGAAGCGCAGCGAGCCCGCAACGAGCGGCGUAGUCGCACUGCAUCGUCAACCGACGACAUCAACGUUGUUCCGUAUGUUGCCUGUCACGUUGUACGGAAAGAAAGGGAAAGUAAACACGUUCGCCUUUCUCGAUGACGGCUCGUCGGUGACACUCCUGGAGCGGAAGUUGGCGGCAUCCCUUGGCCUGGAAGGAAAGCAAGCAUCUCUGUGCAUCCACUGGACAUCCGGCAUCAAGAAGAACUUCUCGGAGACGCGGGAGGUUGAGCUGGAGAUUUCUGGCGCUGAUCGUCCGCAGCGGUUCGUCGCGUCGAACGUGUACACGGUGGACAAGCUCGGACUUCCGGAACAAACGAUGGACGUCGCGGCCAUGGCGGAAGAGUUCGCGUAUCUGCAGGACCUGCCGCUAUCGAGUUUGCAGUCUGCGGUUCCCGGAAUACUCAUCGGUCUGAACAACGUGCACCUGCUCGCAACACUGAAGCUGCGGGAAGGACGCAAAGGAGAACCGAUCGCUACCAAAACGCGUCUCGGUUGGACGGUCUACGGGAGUAUGCCGGCGGCUACACAGUCUUUCGCCCACCGCCAGUUCCACAUCUCCGAUGAACAAGCCGAAGUUGACCUGCACGAAUACGUCAAGAGCUUCUUUGCGGUUGAAAGCCUCGGAGUCAUGGCAGUACCGAGCGAGGAGAGCGUCGACGACCAGCGUGCCAACAAGAUUCUGUCCGAAACUACCAAACGAGUCGAAGGUGGGCGGUUUGAAACUGGCCUUCUCUGGAAACAGGACUACGUGGAGUUUCCGGAUAGCAGACCGAUGGCGGAGAAGCGGAUGAAGUGUUUGGAGCGACGCCUGGGACGAGAUCCGGCACUGUACGAUCAAGUACGAAAGCAGAUCGCGGACUUCCAGUCGAAAGGUUUCGCGCACAAGGCGACCGCUGCGGAACUGGACACUUUCGACCCUCGCCGGACCUGGUAUUUACCCCUCGGAGUAGUACUGAACCCAAAAAAGCCCGGCAAAGUGCGCGUGAUCUGGGACGCGGCUGCCAAGGUCGACGGCGUGUCCCUGAAUACCAUGCUGUUGAAGGGGCCCGACCUGUUGACGCCGCUGCUGUCCGUGCUUUUCCAGUUCAGGGAGAGACAGGUCGCCAUCUGCGCAGACAUCGAAGCCAUGUUUCACCAGGUGAAGAUUCGGGAACCCGAUCGCAGCGCGCAGCUGUUCCUGUGGAGGGAUUCGCCGGACAAGCCGCUGGAAACCAUGGUGACCGACGUCGCUAUCUUUGGGGCGACGUGCUCCCCAGCCCACUCGCAGUACGUGAAAAAUCUCAACGCUGACGAACACGAAGCAGAUCACCCGAAGGCGGCAGCAGCGAUUCGCAACAAGCACUACGUCGACGAUUACCUCGACAGUGUCGAUACGGCGGACGAAGCAGUUGCGAUGGCGCUGGAGGUAGCCGAGGUUCACGCGAAAGCCGGAUUCCACAUCCGGAACUGGAUCUCGAACGACAAAACCGUGCUGGCGCGGAUCGGAGCGGUCAACCCUACGACGGUCAAGAACUUCGUGAUCGAGAAGGAGAACGGAUUCGAGCGUCUGCUGGGAAUGGUGUGGCUGCCCGACGAAGACAUGUUCUCGUUCGCACUGAGCCUGCGAGAGGACAACAUGAAGCUGCUGACUGGAGAGGUAGUGCCGACGAAGACCCAGCUGCUGAGCAUCGUGAUGAGCAUCUACGACCCGAACGGGUUAGUCGCCGUCUUCGUCAUCCACGGAAAAAUACUCGUGCAGGACGUGUGGCGAUCCGGCGUCGGCUGGAAAGACAAUAUCCCGGAGAAGCUCAUCGGACGCUGGAAGCAGUGGAUCGCGCUGCUGCGCAAAAUCGAAACGGUGAGAGUUCCACGUUGCUAUUUCAAGGACUACGAACCAGCCAGCCUGAAAACGUUGCAACUCCACGUGUUUGUCGACGCCAGCGAGCAAGCUUACUCCGCGAUGGCAUACUUUCGUCUUGAGGAUCGCGGCCAAGUCCGGUGCUCACUGGUGGCAACCAAAACGAAGGUCGCACCUCUACAGCCGCUUCCCAUCCCGCGACUCGAAGUUCAGUCGGGCGUAACUGGAUCGCGCUUGCGGAAGACCAUCGAGGACGGACACUCACUCCCUAUUUCGAAGGUCGUUUUCUGGUCGGACUCCAAGACGGCGUUACAGUGGAUCAGGUCAACCGACCUCCGUCGAUUUCGCCCGUAUGUGGCGUUCCGGGUAAACGAGAUCCUGUCUCUGUCAAAGGCCGCUGAGUGGAGAUACUGUCCAUCGCGUAUGAACGUCGCCGACGAAGCUACGAAGUGGGGCAAAAAGGGACCAACAUUCGACCCCGACGCGCAAGUUUACGUCUGCCACAAGUUCAUUUACGAUCAGGAAGAAGACUGGCCCGAAGACUGCCUCGAGCGGGUUGAAGCGACGGAAGAACUCAGGCCAGCGUUCAUGUUCAGCCACUUCGUGGUCAAGCCCAUCAUUCGACUGGAGCUGUUUUCGCGAUGGGAACGCCUGCUGAGGAUGGUCGCCUACGUUCAUCGUUUUCUCGCGCGCAGACUGAAGCUGAAGCAGGAAACCUGUCCGGGCGCGCUGACACGUGAGGAGCUGCAGAAAGCCGAACGAAGCCUGUGGCGCUUGGCUCAAUCCGACGCUUAUCCGGACGAGGUCGCCACGCUGAACCAGAACCUGCUAGUGCCAGCCGAGAAACGGGAGUGUUUGGAGACAUCGAGCAGCAUUUUGAAGUUGUCCCCUCUGCUGGACGACAGCGGAGUGCUUCGAGCUGGAAGUCGCUUGGAGGCCGCCGAGUUCGCCGCGUUCGACGCCAAGUUUCCCGUGAUUCUCCCGAACAAACAUCGCGUGACCUGGCUGCUCGUGGACUCCUACCACCGAAGGUUUCGCCACGCAAACAACGAGACGGUGGUCAACGAGAUACGGCAGAAGUUCAACAUACCGAAGCUGCGGGUCCUGAUACGGCAGGUGGCGAGUAAAUGCUGUUUCUGCCGCAUAAAAAAGGCCAUCGCGGUGGCACCCAUGAUGGCACCCCUUCCACGUGUGAGGCUGUCCCCUUUCGUGCGCCCAUUCACGUUCACAGGCGUGGACUACUUCGGCCCGGUCUUGAUCAAGGUUGGACGCAGUGCUGCGAAACGCUGGGUGGCGCUUUUCACCUGCUUGACGAUCCGCGCAGUUCACCUGGAGCUCGUCGCGAGCUUGUCAACGGACUCGUGCAAGAAGGCAAUCCGCCGGUUCAUCGCGCGACGUGGAGCGCCGCAGGAGAUAUACUCGGACAACGGUACGAAUUUCCAAGGAGCCAGCGGAGAGCUGUCGAAGGAAUUAGCCAAGGUCAACCACAACGAACUCAGCAGCACAUUCACCGACACCCACACCCAGUGGCGAUUCAACCCGCCGGCCGCGCCGCACAUGGGUGGCUGCUGGGAACGAAUGGUAAGAUCCGUGAAGGCUGCACUAGGCGCAAUCCCGGUGGAACGCAAGCUGGAUGAGGAGUCGCUGGUCACCCUACUAGCGGAGGCGGAGCAUAUGGUCAACUCGCGCCCCCUGACUUUCGUGCCGCUGGAGAGCGCAGACAGUGAGUCCUUGACCCCCAACCAUUUUCUCAUGCUGAGUUCGAGCGGUGUUCAGCAGGCCGUAAAAGAUCCAGUCGGCGCAUGCGCGGCCAUCAAAAACAGCUGGAACAGUAUCCAGCACACACUGGACGAGUUCUGGAGCCGCUGGGUGAAGGAAUACCUGCCGACGAUCGCGAGGAGGACUAAAUGGUUCGAAGAGGUGAGACCAAUCAAGGAGGGUGAUCUCGUGCUUGUUGUGGACGAAGGACAUCGGAACGGGUGGCUGCGAGGACGCGUUGCAAGGACGUAUCCCGGCAAGGAUGGCAGAGUACGUCGGGCGGAUGUACAGACAUCGAAGGGUCUGGUGCGUGAGCGAGCAGUCGUCAAGCUUGCUCUGCUGGACGUUGGUGACGCUGAGGAUUCUGGUGCAGAUCAUCAUGCGACACGUGGGGGAGGAUGUUGCGAGCACACCGUGCCGACUGCGCCGACCGUGCCCCUCGGAUCAUCGCCCAAACGCGACCCAGCAAAAAGACUAUAGUAAGAAUGUCACGCUGACACCGUAGGUAGAGAUAGAGACAAAACAAGAAUUUACAUUAUCAUUCCUCAAUCAGAUACUGGAAGGAAAUUACUGAUUGAAUUUGCGGUAACUUAAAAUUAUAUUAUUUGAAGCUUAAUUUAACUUAUUUUGUAUUUAGAUUUAAGCGAUUUGAUUAUCAGCUCCAUCCGUCGUCUGCUGACGAAUUUACUCUGUUUGCGACAGAUUUGAACUAGGAGACUAAAUGUGAGUAGAAAAUUGAAUUCUGUUGGGCAAAACAUUAAUUGGACUAAAUACACCUUUUAGCUUCGAGCUACACUGCUU